Molecule: messenger RNA, 813 nt
Organism: Orbilia oligospora ATCC 24927
Lineage: Eukaryota; Fungi; Ascomycota; Orbiliomycetes; Orbiliales; Orbiliaceae
Exons: 4
Coding region: 1-813 (270 amino acids)
Biological process (GO): translation
Cellular component (GO): cytosolic small ribosomal subunit; nucleus
Molecular function (GO): structural constituent of ribosome; RNA binding
Source: RefSeq, a predicted model, not a curated record
AUGGCCACCACUACCGCUAUCUCCAAGAGAAGAAAGGCCGUCGCCGACGGUGUUUUCUACGCCGAAUUGAACGAGUUCUUCACCAGAGAAUUGGCUGAGGAAGGUUACUCUGGUGUCGAAGUCAGAGUUACUCCAACUGUCACCGAUAUCAUCAUCCGUGCCACCCACACCCAGGAGGUUCUCGGAGAGCAGGGACGCAGAAUCCGCGAGCUCACUUCCUUGAUCCAGAAGCGAUUCAAGUUCCCAGAAAACUCUGUUUCCCUAUAUGCCGCCAAGGUCCAGAACAGAGGUCUCUGCGCUGUCGCUCAGUGCGAGUCCCUCCGAUACAAGCUCUUGAACGGUUUGGCCGUCCGAAGAGCUUGCUAUGGUGUUCUCAGAUUCAUCAUGGAGUCUGGCGCUAAGGGUUGCGAAGUCGUUGUCUCCGGAAAGCUGAGAGCUGCUCGUGCCAAGUCCAUGAAGUUCACUGAUGGUUUCAUGAUCCACUCCGGUCAGCCAGUCCGUGACUUCAUUGACUCCGCUACCCGUCACGUUCUCCUCCGUCAGGGUGUCCUCGGUAUCAAGGUCAAGAUCAUGCGUGGCUCUGACCCAGAUGGCAAGGCCGGCCCCAACAAGUCCCUCCCAGAUACCGUCACCAUCAUUGAACCAAAGGAAGAACAGCCAGUCCUUGCUCCUAACUCGCAAGACUACACCGCCAAGCCAGUUGCCAACAUCCCACCACCAACUGAAGAGGCCGCACCAGCACCAGAGGCCUAUGAGCAACCACCACAGCCGCCUGCAGCUGCUCCUGCACCUGUUCAGGAAGCCGGCUGGUAG